Messenger RNA from Glycine soja, 2485 nucleotides. Its product is annotated as inorganic phosphate transporter 2-1, chloroplastic-like. The transcript is spliced from 3 exons. Lineage: Eukaryota; Viridiplantae; Streptophyta; Magnoliopsida; Fabales; Fabaceae. Gene Ontology annotation, molecular function: phosphate transmembrane transporter activity. The coding region runs from base 279 to 2009 and encodes 576 amino acids. Gene Ontology annotation, biological process: phosphate ion transmembrane transport. The record is from RefSeq and is a predicted model, not a curated record. Gene Ontology annotation, cellular component: membrane.
GAGACUCUCCAAUCACCACUCAUUUCCAUCAACAACCAACAAACCAAAGCAAGCAUCCAAAAACGCACACUCUCACAUCACAAUGCUCUCUUCCACAUUCCCCUCCUCCUCCUCCUCCUUCCUUCUCCACCACUACUUCAACAACAACAACCACCUUCACUUCUUCUCCAUGCCCAAGAAGAAUCUACCUGAAUAAUCCCACACAGAUUCCAAAACCAUACCCAUACACACACCUUUUUACACAUCACUCUUCAUUGCUUAAUAAUUAUUUUACUAACAUGAAUCCCUCUUGUCGCUUCUCUUCAACUAAACACACCCCUUUCCUUCACAACUCCAAACCCACUUCCCCUUUCUUCCUUAGACACUCUCACUCUCAUUCCCACCAAGUGAAACCUUUUCCCUUAUCCCCACCAAUAACAACAACAACAACAGCAAAGCCUUAUCCUUUAAACAUUCUAAGGCUCAGAAACAUCAAACUCUCUCACCCUUUGGCCACGCUAUCAUCUUUCGCGGAGGGAGAAGAAGAGAAUCAGAAGGAGGGAGCAGAGUCACCACCGAACAACGAUGAAUUGGGAGGAAUUGCGAAGGCCUUCAACAUAUCGUCUCGGACGGCCUCUGCCAUAUCGAUAUGCAUGGCAUUGGCGGUUCUCACUUUUCCGCUGUUCAUGACUUCUUUGGGGCAAGGCAUGGCUCUGAAGACGAAGGUGCUCUCUUAUGCGACGCUGCUGUUCGGGUUCUACAUGGCGUGGAACAUUGGGGCGAAUGACGUGGCAAAUGCCAUGGGGACCUCCGUGGGGUCCGGCGCCCUCACGCUCCGGCAGGCCGUGCUGACCGCCGCGGUGCUCGAAUUCUCCGGGGCGCUGAUGAUGGGGACGCACGUGACCAGCACGAUGCAGAAGGGGAUUCUCGUCGCCAACGUGUUCAAUGGAAAGGAUUCUUUGCUCUUCGCCGGGUUGCUCUCGUCUCUUGCCGCUGCUGGUACUUGGUUACAGUUUGCAUCAUAUUAUGGUUGGCCAGUAUCUACUACACAUUGUAUAGUGGGAGCAAUGGUGGGGUUUGGUCUAGCUUAUGGAGGUGCCGGAGCUGUUUUCUGGGGUUCACUGGCCAGGGUGAUCUCUUCGUGGGUUGUCUCACCACUAAUGGGAGCAGCUGUGUCAUUUCUUGUCUAUAAAUGCAUCCGAAGGUUUGUGUACAGUGCACCUAACCCCGGCCUAGCAGCAGCUGCUGCAGCACCAAUUGCUGUAUUUCUGGGUGUAACUGGGAUUUCAUUUGUUGCCUUCCCUCUUAGCAAGAAUUUCCCUUUAGCUCUGGCCCAAGCUUUAGCCUGUGGAACUGUUGGUGCUUUUCUGGUAGACAGAAUCAUCAGAAAACAGCUUGGACAUCUUCUUGUCAAGUCAAAUACACCAGAGCCUGAGCCAAAAGAAGACUCUGUCCACCACCACAAUAUAGGAUUCCUCGAUGAUGUUGCAGGCCCAAAGGGUGCUCAACUGGAAAUAGUUUAUGGAGUCUUUGGGUACAUGCAGGUCCUCUCAGCAUGUUUCAUGUCAUUUGCUCAUGGCGGAAACGAUGUCUCCAAUGCCAUAGGUCCAUUGGCGGGUGCGCUAGCUAUUCUUCAAGGUGGUGCCGCAGGAACUGAGAUUGUGAUUCCAACUGAUGUUCUUGCUUGGGGAGGAUUUGGCAUCGUUGCAGGGCUAAUGAUGUGGGGUUAUAGAGUGAUAGCUACAAUAGGAAAGAAGAUAACAGAACUUACACCAACUAGAGGAUUUGCAGCUGAGUUUGCUGCUGCCUCUGUGGUUCUGUUUGCUUCAAAGCUGGGACUACCCAUCUCUGCAACCCACACUCUAGUCGGUGCAGUAAUGGGCGUUGGAUUUGCAAGAGGACUUAACAGUGUUAGAUCAGAAACUGUGAAGGAGAUUGUGGCUUCAUGGGUGGUUACUAUUCCAGUUGGAGCUACUCUAUCAGUCCUCUACACAUGGAUCUUGACUAAGAUUUUGUCCUAUAUUUUAUGAGGGUCUAUUCCAAGACAUGAAAGCUUAUAUAUGGGAUUAGUUCAAGUUACUAGCACCAUCUUUCAAAGGAUUGCUUUCUGUGGUACAAAUUGGAGAGAAGAGGGUAGGUAUGGCAUCACAGGUAUCUUGGGUAGAAGUCUCUUAACUCAGUUGGCAAGGGAUGAAUCUUUAUGUUCGGAUGUCAAUCCUGUGAUUGCUCAUGUUAAUUUAAUCUCGAAUUGGAACUUAAUAAGAAAGGAAACGAGUGGGAGAAUUUGUCAGCUCCAGCAUUUUUAGACCUUUUACUUUUUUUUUUUUUUUUUAUCUAGCUAAGUUGAAAAACUUAGCAAUCCUUAUGAUGUUUAAAGGUUACAAAUUCAGCGAUAAUAUUGGUAAAAACCCAACGUCUGUACUUAACAGAUUCAUUUAACCUUUUUGCCUCAUUAAUAUCCACUUGUUGAAACAUUCUUCUAUAUAGAGCUGUGAGAUUCAAGGUU